Strigops habroptila (Kakapo) is the source of this 3207-nucleotide messenger RNA. It is a transcript of the gene PRELP, whose product is annotated as proline and arginine rich end leucine rich repeat protein. Gene Ontology annotation, cellular component: extracellular exosome. Lineage: Eukaryota; Metazoa; Chordata; Aves; Psittaciformes; Psittacidae. The transcript has 3 exons. Gene Ontology annotation, molecular function: heparin binding; protein binding. The coding region runs from base 165 to 1280 and encodes 371 amino acids. The record is from RefSeq and is a predicted model, not a curated record.
CCCGCGUCCGACCCGGGACCGCUCGUGGCGGAGCCGCGGAGGCGAGAGGAGGAGGAGGAGGAGGAGGAGGAGGAGGAGGAGGGAGACAACCAGAGAGAAACGUGUCUUGGGGAUUAAUAGGAGGCAGGAGGAGGGAGAGGUGCACACAGGGAAACAUCUGGACCAUGAAGGUGGCCUUCAGAUUGCUUCUCCCACUUGUUCUUGUGCUGGUCUCGGAGGUGAGCGGGCAGCGGAGGAAACCCCCCCGGAAACCCACCCGCCCGCCCCCCGAGUUUGUUGAGCCCGUGGAGCCCACAGAGCUGCCACCACCGCUGCCCCCGGGGCCCCCUUCCAUCUUCCCUGACUGCCCCCGGGAAUGCUACUGCCCCCCGGACUUCCCCUCUGCCCUGUACUGCGACAGCCGCAACCUGCGCAAGGUCCCCAUCAUCCCGUCCCGCAUCCACUACCUCUACCUCCAGAACAACUUCAUCGACGACCUCCCGGAGGAGUCCUUCAGGAAUGCCACGGGGCUGAAAUGGGUCAACCUCGACAACAAUCGCAUCCGGAAGGUGGACAGGCGGGUCCUGGAGAAGCUGGAAAACCUCAUCUUCCUCUACAUGGAGAAGAACCAGCUCAAGGAGGUGCCUGCCUUCCUGCCGCCCAACCUGGAGCAGCUGCGUCUGAGCAGGAACCAGAUCUCCAAGAUCCCCGCUGGGGUCUUCAACAAGCUGGAGAACCUGGUGCUCUUGGAUCUGCACCACAACAAGCUAAGCGAUGGGGUCUUCAACAAAAACACCUUCAAAGGACUCAAGAACCUCAUGCAACUCAACCUUGCCCACAACAUCCUGAGGAAAAUGCCUCCUGGGGUUCCCAAUGCCAUCCACCAGCUCUUCCUGGACAGGAACAACAUUGAGGACAUCCCCAGUGACUACUUCAAGGAGUUCCCCAACCUGGCAUUCAUCCGGCUCAACUACAACCAGAUCUCUGACAAGGGGCUCCCCAAGAACUCCUUCAACCUCACCAACUUGCUGGUGUUGCACUUGGCCCACAACAAGCUCACCAAUGUCCCUUUCAUCAGCCCCAAGCUGGAGCACCUCUACCUGAAUAACAACUCCAUCGACAAAAUCAACGGGACACAGAUCUGCCCCACCUCGCUGAUGUCCAUCCAGGACUUCUCUCCCUCCGACCUGGACAGCGUGCCCCGGCUCCGGUACCUGCGGCUGGAUGGGAACCUCCUGAAACCCCCCAUCCCCUUGGACCUGAUGAUGUGCUUCCGCCUCCUGCAGUCCGUGGUGUUCUAGCCCUGCCCGGCAGCGCGGCUCUCCCAGGACUUGGCUUUGCACAGAGACUCGACCCGCAUCCAUGUUUGAGAUGUGGGACCCUCUUUGCUUCCCUCUCCCCAUGCUCACACCCCACCUCCAUCCCUCCUCCCUGCCCCUCUUUCCUUGGGGACCACUGUCUGUGGGACAGCACCGUGUCAAGCAGCCACCCCAGGUUGCAGCAUCAGCCUGGGGUGGCUGCCAUGCUCCCCCUAGCUCCCUGCCUGUGGGCUCUGCCUUCCCUGCCCUCACCCAGGCCAGCUCUGGAGCUGGCUCUGCCUCUCCCCUUCCACCCAGCAGCGUUUCAGGAGAUGGCAUUCGGUCCAAGCCAAAAGCAUCUCUGGAUGGAGCUGAUGAGGAAGCCCAGGGGCCAGCUUGCUGCAGGACUCGGGUCACACCAUCACUCUGGGAUGCACAUGGAGAGCUUGUGAUGUUCCCGGGGAAAGAUCCUCUGUGAUGGAGGUAGAGCAAGGGUGCCCUGGGCUCCCUGUGUGCCAAGGGUGCAGGGGCACAAGGUGAUGCCAGCGGGUGGCUGGGGGAGCAAGAUAUGUGCAAGCAGAUGGUGGCUGGUCUGGCAAUGACACCUCAUGGCCAUGUCCCAGGGCCCCAGGUGAGGGACACGCUGGGGGGACUUUGCCCUUGGCUCCGGGGGUUAUUCCCUCACGGUGGUGUGGCUUUGGCAGGAGGGAGCGGGGAGGGUGCCCGGCCCCUGCGCUGGAGCUGGGCUCUGCUGCGCCCUGGGUGGGUUGCACCUUCCCCCCAGCAACACACCAUAAACCCUCCUUUGCAGAGCAGCCCCUUCCCCAGCUUUCAUCCCGGCAGCAUCAUUCCAUGGUGCUGCAGCCCCCUCCCAGCUUUCUGCAUCCCCGUGCUGCAGAGAUGCAGGGCUCAGCGCAUCGGCUUCCAGCUAAACCCUGCACUUCCCAAUGCAGGACCCAAUUCCUGUGGGAUCCCCAUGCCCAUGACCUCCCCUGGGCAUGGGACCCCCAGGCAGAGCAGAGCCAGCAGCUCUGCACUGGUGCCAGCAGGACAUUCAUGUUUAGGUACCCGAGGGCAGAUGCUGAUGUGGGUGGAAGGCUGGGCUCUGCUGGGGCUGGGUUGACCUGUAAGACCUCUGCUCCUGCCCCUGUCCCCUCCUUGACUCCCACCUCCUGGAAGUUUUACUCUCAGUUGCUUUCUUGUACCAAACACGUGUGACUGGUUUUGCCUCUUUUUAUUUCGGUUAGAAAAAAAAAAAAAGGAAAGAAAAAGAAAAGGGAAGAAAGACUCUUUUAGAAAAGCUGGUUUUUAUUCUCCCUGUUUCACAUGUAUCGCUUCCCUCUUUGAUAGCUGUACUACAUAUAUAGGGUGUCCGGGUUUAGGGGGGGGUUGGUCUCUCUUUUUUCUUCCUGAUUCUCAGGAUUUAGAUUUAAGGCCAAGCAUUAGAGGGGAAAGAAAAAAAAACCCAACUGAAAUCAGCAUUAAAGCUAUAAACCAAAAAAACCAGCUUGGUACCUCCUUUGUGUUCAGCCACCCUUCCCCAAGACAGGCACGGACGGGCACUGUGUCCUGCUCCCUGGGAAUGGGAUGAGGAUGCUCCCUGCAGUCUGGGAAUGCACCAGCAGCCCUGUGAGCUGUGUGCUCCACUCGAAUCAUGGAAGGUUUAUUCACCCCCUGUGCUAAUUCAGCCUUAUUUUCUCAUGAGCAAAUCCUCUUCCAAAUCUUCCCCCGUGGGCUUUGUUGGGUUCGACAGGUUUCAACCUUAAACCCGGAGACCCUAUGUAUAUAUUUAUAUAUAAUAUGUAUAUAUACUGGUAGACUGUACAGAUAUAGCUAGAGACAUAUGUAGUUCUCGACUGAUUUCAACUUAAUGGUAUUUUCACUCCUACUCUCUGCAGCAGUGAAAAUAAAAUGAUUCACAAGGGACCCA